UUCCACGCCGAGGGGCGAUAAACCUGUAAAAUAAUUGUAAAAAUAAACAAAUAAUAACGAUUAGCUUAGAGAGUGGCUGUCGAAAAUGGAGACGCUUUACCACCAGACAAACAAACACAUCCAGGAGGUGCAGUCGCUAAUGGGCAACCUGGAAAGAACAGAUCGCCAGUCAGUUCACUUGUUAGAGAAUGAACUUCAGGCUCGUAUCGAGCAGAUCUUCAACCACUUGGAGCGUCUGGAGAUCCUGGCCAGCAAGGAGCCCCCGAACCGCCGUCAGAAUGCCAAACUGCGUGUGGACCAGCUCAAGUAUGAUGUCCAGCACCUGCGCACCGCCCUGCAGAACUUCCAACACAGACGCUACACUCACGAAGCCCAGGAGCGAGAGCGGGAAGAGCUCAUGAGCCGGACCUUCACCACCAAUGACGCUGACACAUCCAUCCCCAUCGACGAGACGCUGCAGCUCAACACCAAUCUGCACAACGCACACAGAGGCAUGGACGACCUGCUGGGCAGCGGUAGCAGCAUUCUCAACGGGCUCAGAGAUCAAAGGUCGUCGCUCAAGGGGACCCACAAAAAGAUGCUGGACGUGGCGAACAUGCUGGGCCUGUCCAACACGGUGAUGCGGCUCAUCGAGAGGCGAGCCACCCAGGAUAAGUGGAUCAUGAUCGGAGGGAUGCUGCUCACGUGCAUCUUCAUGUUCCUGGUGAUACGAUAUCUGGGAUGAACCCAGACAGACCCACCCACACACACUUUUGAGGAUUUAUUUUAUUUUUUUCAGAUGUCAGAAAUUUUAUGACUUGUGCCAUCGCAGUUUUCAUUGUUGGACCUUUACAACAGUAUUCUACCCACUUAUGGACCAAUGGACCACUCCUUUGAAAUACAAGCUGAAAUGAAAUGUCUAUUUAAAAGUUUGUUUUUUAAUACAACAUUAGCAAACUACAAGGCUGGUGAGAGGAUUAAAAUGUGAUGUCGGCUCAUUAAGAGGUGAAAGUUAAAACAAUUGUAAUUGUACAGCUCAUUGUCAUGAUUUACAGUUGACUCUAGUCUCACUAUGUGAGUGAUUUAAUUCUGGUAAAUAAAACAUGUAUCCUUU
Molecule: messenger RNA, 1093 nt
Organism: Hippocampus comes (tiger tail seahorse)
Lineage: Eukaryota; Metazoa; Chordata; Actinopteri; Syngnathiformes; Syngnathidae
Gene: gosr2
Product: golgi SNAP receptor complex member 2
Exons: 6
Coding region: 86-724 (212 amino acids)
Biological process (GO): intra-Golgi vesicle-mediated transport; vesicle fusion
Cellular component (GO): endoplasmic reticulum membrane; ER to Golgi transport vesicle membrane; late endosome membrane
Molecular function (GO): SNARE binding; SNAP receptor activity
Source: RefSeq, a predicted model, not a curated record